Messenger RNA from Symbiodinium pilosum, 179 nucleotides. NCBI's taxonomy places the organism in Eukaryota, Dinophyceae, Suessiales, Symbiodiniaceae. The record is from the annotation of a GenBank genome assembly.
GCCACGAAUCAGCAGACAACAUCGACUGGAAUGACAUUCUCAAAGCAGUUGCAGUUCCACUGGACAAGGCGGCUCUCUCCGCCGCUGAAGGUGAGAGAGUCGAGAAAGAGCUAGAAGGGCUGCUGGUGUCGCGGCCUGAAGAGGGCGAACCCUCAGUCACCAGCGAUGAUGCCGGCAAG